UAGGAAUUUCCCAGGCAGUGACAUUAACCCUGAGACCUGAAUCACUUCUAUGCUUGCCAUGGGAGCUGGAAGGUCUCGUGAGGUGGAAGCAGUGGGCACUGGUGAAAAGCCAUCAGAGGUUAUACGAAAAGCAUGAGGAAAACUAACACUGGUGCUCCAAGAGGACCCAGGGGCUGUACUGAGCGCUGUGGACACUCACCUCCUCCUUUCACAAGGAGAGUACUUCAGCCUGAGCCAGAUAGACGAUCCACAGAAGCUCAUAGCGACUCUGAUUGACACGAUACUUGAAAAGGGAGAACUUGCUCAUGAGAAGUUCCUAAAUUGUUUGGCAAAUCUGCAAUACACAUUUUUAGGCUUAGAGCCAAUUUCCAAGUAUUUAGGAGAUGAUUCCAACAGUGGACCUGUGCAUCCAGAAGGUGCUGGAUUCUUAGACAAAAAGAAAGAACCAGAUGAUCCAGAAAUCAUGGCAUCCUCGGUGAGAAAGGGUCUUCCUGGGAGUCCAUCAGCUGGCACCCCCUCAAAGGAGAGGAGAGACAAGAGCUCAGAAGAUGCCACCACAUCCUUGGAAGAAAAGAAGGGAGCUGAGGGCCUAGAGGAUACUGCCUCACCCUCAGAGAAAGGCAAGAGAGCCAAAACACUAGAAGAUGAAGCCAUGCCCUCAGAGAAAAAGAGAAGCAUGAGCCCAGAAGGAGCCACCACACCUUCAAAGGAGAGGAUGGGAGCUGAAGUCUCAAGAAAUGUCAUUGCAUCUUUGGAGAAACGUCCAGGUGCCAAGACCACAGCAGUUGUUGCCACAGCCUCAGAGGAAGGGAAGGGACAGGAGAACCUAGAAGAAGUCACCACAACCUCAGAUAAUGGAAACAGAGCACCCGAGCAAUUCCUUCUGCAAACUCAAGAAGAGCUGACUGCACUCUGGAGCUUGGGAAACACACUGGAGUUGACACCAGUGGGUGACGAACUGCCAGAAAGCACUCCUGUAAAGAAACAAGAGGAAGCCACUCCAUUAAGAACAUCAGCCAUAGGGACCUUGGUAAAAACAUCUGCUGAUGAAAAAACUUUGGGAAAACCCUCAGACAUAAUACGCAAGGAAAGAAAAAGAUUAAUUGAAAUUCUUCUAAGAGACCUAGAACUCAGUUUGGAUGAAUUUAUAUCCCAGUCCGUUAUCACAGAGGAGGAGUAUGAGACUUUGGAUAAAGCAGAGGAAGAUCUCAAGAAGAAGAGUCGAAAGUUGCUGAUUCUGGUACAGAAGAAAGGGGAAUCUACUUGCCAGAAGUUUCUGGAGUGUUUAAAAAUUGUAUCUCCAGGCUUAGACGAGGAAUUGCAAUAUUUAAGCUAUGUGGAAGAAGCUGACACCCCACGAGUGCCAGAAAGGGCAGAAGGUGACCUACUCAAAGAUACUUUAAUUCAGGAACAAGAAGAUGAAAUUCGGCAAGCCACAGAACUGGAACCAAAAGGGAGAAGAAAAGCAGGCGGGGAAGUUAUCUCCAAGUUAAAAUUAAGGAAAUAUAAAAAUGGGAAGCUUCGACUGAGUGACAUCCUGGAUAUCAGCCCAGGAAGUAUACAGGACCAGAAUCCUCAGACACUAGGAGAUUUACCGUGGCAUUUUCUGAGGAAGGUAAUGGCUUUGAAUGUCACAGCCAGAAGCAUGAGCCUUGUGCAUGGGGCUCUUGGUGAGCAAGGAGAUAAGGACCAUGAGGAACAGGGUAUUGAAGAAACAAUCUUCUUAUUCAGCAACAAUGGCAGGGAGGAUGGUGUGAACCCCCUGGAUGUGGUCUGUGCAGUCCUCCAUUGCUCAGACAGUUUCCUGCAGCAGGAGAUCCUGUCCAAAAUGGCCAUGUGCCAGUUCGCCCUCCCUCUUCUCCUCCCUGCCCUCGAUACCCCCAAGUGCACCCUCCUGCUGUGGGCCAUGAGGGACAUUGUGAAGAAGUGGAGGCCGCGCUCCAUGGCAGAGAGCAGGGGCUUCAGAGAGGAGAGCCUGGUGCUCACCCAAAUGCCAACCAUCUCCUUUGUAAGACUGCAGCACUGCAACCUCUCCAAGUCCAAACUCCUCAAUGAGAUCCUCAGCCCUGCCCAGCAGCACCACGAUUUCUUUGUCCACAGAGACAUGGCAUCUGGGAAUGUCCCUCGGGCAAUCACAAAUGGGCUGGUUGAGAUUUCCUGGUAUUUCCCCGGGGGGAGGGAGACCCUGGAUGUUUUCCCAGAGCCCAUUGCAGUUACUAACCUGCGUGGAGAUGUUGCAUCGCACUGGCCACACUUUAGCUUCUUAACAGAGGUCUCCUCAGCAGUGUUCAUAUUUGCUGAAAGCAUUACUGAGAGAGAAUAUGGGCUGCUGUCGUCCCUGAGAGAAUCCACGGCCAAGUACUACUUCAUUCUCAACCACCAGGCCAGGCGUGCCCAGGAAACCCUGGGGUUCCUUAAGAAGUUAUCCCCAGUGCUGAAACUAAAAUCUUCACAUGUGCUGAUGAAAGAUGAGACCACAAAUAUAGCGACAUUUGUGAAAAAGCUCCAUACCACUAUAUUAGGCAUACUGAAAUCUGCUCCCAAGAGGCUGGCUAUCCAAGACAUGGCUGUGACAGCACGUGAACUAGGAAUCCACGUAGAUGAGGACCGUAAGGAAUGUCUGGACACAAGCAAGCGCGCUGAUGAAAUCACCCGAGAAAUAAGGGAUGUUGCCAGGUACAAACAAGAAAUGCUGAGACUCCAAGGAGAUUUGUGGAGGAACUUAGCUAAGGUGGAAAAGGAAUUGUGCCGAAUGGCCAGACAAGGGGACACCCCUUCUGAGAAAUAUAGAUCUCAGCUGAAGGAAAAGAUGUUGGAGAUACGUAAACAGCAGAACACAUGUGAUCUUACUGAUGGUCUGACUAAAUUCAUUAGUGGAAUAGGACAUCUCCCCCAAGUGGAAAAGCAGUAUUUCCUGAAAUGGAUGAAGUUCCAGCUGGAUUCAGUCGCAAGGGAGAACCUUUCUAAACUGAGGAACACAUACAAAGAGAAAUGUAAAACUUUAGAUGACCCCCAAAAGUUGGCUCAAUUAGAUAAAUUAAUAUCAUCAGCUUCCCUAGGAGUGGAGCAUUUCAUGCGUGAAUUGGGGCAGUUCUAUGAAGCUGAAUGUUCAAUGGUAAAGGAAAGGAAAAUUCAGAAACAUCAGAGGCAGUUCACCCAGCUCCCAGGCAUUGCAGCUGACCUGAUGCUGGAAGGGUUUCCCCUGGAGCUGCUCGAUGGAGAUGCCUCCAACAUCCCGCUGCAGUGGGUGACAGAUGUGCUGACUCAGCUCCACACCCGGCUGCGGGGAAGGUCCCGGAUGGUGGUGCUAACAGUGCUGGGAGUGCAGAGCACGGGGAAAUCCACCCUGCUCAACACCAUGUUCGGCCUGCAGUUUGCCGUGAGCAGUGGCCGAUGCACACGAGGGGCCUUCAUGUUGCUUAUUAAAAUCAGGGAGAAUUUAAAAGAGGAGCUGGGCUGUGAUUUCAUCCUGGUGAUAGACACUGAAGGCUUGAAAGCCCCUGAACUGGCCACGCUGGAGGAUAGCUACCAACACGACAAUGAGCUGGCCACGCUGGUGAUUGGGCUGAGUGACAUCACCAUCGUGAACAUGGCCAUGGAGAAUGCCACGGAGAUGAAGGACGUCCUGCAAAUCGCGGUGCAUGCAUUUCUCAGGAUGGGGGAAAUAGGGGUGAAACCCAACUGCCAGUUUGUGCAUCAGAACGUCAGCGACGUGUCUGCGCACGAACAAAACCUGAGGGACAGGAAACGCCUCCUGGAGCAGCUGAACGAAAUGAUCAAAGCCGCAGCAAAGAUGGAAAAAUUAAACAAGGAAAUAACGUUCUCUGACAUAAUGGACUACGAUGCAGAGAAGCACAACUGGUACGUCCCUGGGCUGUGGCACGGUGUCCCCCCCAUGGCUCCAGUAAACACGGGAUACAGUGAAAAGGUGUUUGAGUUCAAGAAAUACCUUUUUGAAUUCAUAAGGAACCGUUCACGUACAAGAAAGGCCAAGGAUGUCCCCCAGUUUAUCAAAUGGGUGGAAAGCCUGUGGAGUGCUGUGAAACAUGAGAACUUCAUCUUCAGCUUCAGAAACAGCCUCGUGGCUGAAGCCUACAAUCAGCUGUGCAUGCAGUAUGCCGAGUGGGAGUGGGAUUUCCGCAAGGAGGUGCACCUCUGGGUAACUGAGAAGGAAACAGCAAUUCAAAACCUUUCUCCUACCGAACUAGAAGCUGAUGACUUCCAGCAUGCAAUGCAACAGAAGCUUCUUUGCGGAGAAGAGAAAAUUCUGGAGUCGUUAAGACAGUAUUUUGAAAGUGGAGCCGCAAACCUGCCUCUGAUAGAAAAGUAUAGAGAAGAUUUCAUCAGAAGCGCUAAGGGCCUGAAGAAUGAACUAGAGAGUUAUUCAUUUAGCAAAUGUAAGGAAGCCGUUCAUAUUAAAAAAGGCCAGCACAAAAUCGAAUUCAUCCGGGGUGAGUACCUGAAAGUAAUUGAAGAGAAAGUGGACAAGCUUUUGGACGACUGCAGAAGAAAACAAAGGAAACUGCAAGAUAAAGAAUUGGAAGAAGAAUUUGAGAAAAUGUGGAAAGAAACACUGCUUGAAUUAUCUCCCAUUCAUCUAAAGAAACGGCAAAUCCAUGAAGAGAUGGACCUCCAGCUGAGAACAGACCUUGGUAAGAGAGGGAGUUCAGUCAAUCAGAAAAUACAGGGAGCUAGAAGCUUGUUGCAUUAUAACAUUCAAUCUUUCCAAAUGCAAAAUGAAUAUUUAGACUCCUCUUGGCUUCAUCGUGUAAAAGAUUGUAUAAAGAAUGAACGGUCACGGAAAACAAGAGAAGUUGCAGGCUCCUUGCUGAGCCGAUGUAGUAACUACAUUCAGGGAAGGGUCGCUUCCAAAGCAGACUAUGAUAAAACCUACUGCGGAGAGUUGUUGCAUAUGAUCAAUGAGAGGCUUCAACAACAGGAUGUUCAGAGACUUCAUACCUCUGCCUCCUUUGAAGUAGACCUGAAGCUUCAUGUUUUGGGGGCAGCAUCUCAAGAAUUUCAGAAGAUGCAUGAAGAUUUUAUCAAGGAAAAUGACCCUCAGCAACGUCUGGAGAAGCUGAAACCUCAAUAUUUCUCUAUAUUUAGAGACCAUUACUUGGAAAAAGAUGCCCGAGAACAUAGGGCCAGGGAUUUCUGCAAUCAGUGCCUUAAACCUGCCUUCAUGGAUUAUGUUAACAAAAGACUUGGUCUGGAAAUAGUAGAUGAUUUUCUUAGCAGUGGACAGUCUAGGGAAUAUGCCAGCCGGAGCUUUUUCCAGUUCACAGUGCUGGAAAAGCUGUUAGAAGAUGGCAACUUCAAUAGGUAUGCAGAGUACAUUAGUAAUUAUGAAAAGUUUGUCAAAGAUUGGAUACGGAGACACAUUUUAGAUCACUAUGGAAGGAAUGAAGAUUUAGAAGACCUGGAGAAAGAUAUUUUAUCUUCCAUUAUAAAGAAAGUCAGGGAUGCUUUGGAGAUACUCAAAUACGUAAGGAUGAAUACCAUCUCCAGCUUUUUGGAAAACUUCUGCAAAGUGCUGAAGAAGGAUCUGGUCAUUUCCAAAGACAGUUUAGUGGGGAUUCAAUUUAAGAACACAGCAGAUCCGCAUCAGUUUGCUGCUUGUAUUCAAUCCUUUCUUCCUGAUCUGCAACAACAAGUACUAUCUGAGUUGAAAGGUUUGGAUGUUAGCUCAAAGCUCUGCAAGCUCCCCCUGAAGCCCCAGGAGGAAAUCUUUAAGCGAGUCUUUGGCUGUGGGAAUCAGUGUCCGUUCUGCAAGGUCCCCUGUGAAGCAGGAGGAGCGGCUCAUAAGCAGCAUUUUGCAUCAGUACACCGUCCUCAGGGGCUUGGGGGCUACUGUUGUACUGAAACAGAAAAACUCAUCUAUUCCCUAUGUUCCUCUGAUGUGGUUUCUAACACAAAGUUUAAAAAUUCAGACACAGAUUGGAAAUAUCAUCCAUACAAAGAUUAUCAUCAGUAUUAUCCCCACUGGCGCAUCCAGCCAGAUCCCAGCAUCAAUGCUUCUGAUUACUGGAAGUUUGUUUUUAAGGAGUUCAAUGAAGAGUUUGCUAAGAGAGGUGGUGCUAAACCAGCUGAUCUCCCAACAGACUGGCAAAGAAUAACAAAAGAGCAGGCCUUGGGGAGCUUAAGAGAGAUAUUUAAUAUAAAGUAAAAACAGUCUGCUAAAGUGCAAUGUAUGCAUGACUGAGCAGAAAAAUGAGAAUUCUUUUGAAAAGGCACAUUUUUUCCCCCAUUGCUGUCAAGUCCCAGUAGGAUCCCUAAAUACAGGGCAGGACCUGUCUCCUCUAUCUUCUCUUUGUUCAGCCAUAAGGUUAAAGACCAUAGGAAAGGCUUUCCGGGAGAUGCUGAGCUGGCCUGUCCUCCACUCCCCAAAACACUGACCAUCACUGCAAUUUCACUAUGUCUGCUAUGCUUGGUACUUCACAGACCUGCCACCGUUCCUCCUUCAGUCUUCUCUGUACAACAGUGAUUCUCAGCCAGGAUGCUGCAGCACCGUGGGGUGCCGCAAGACUCUUUUAUCAGUGCAGUGCAAUAUAAGCGGUGUUAGGUGUGCAAACACCUGCAUGAUUUGCUACAGAAACCCAGGGAUUUCAAACAGAAAGCUAUAGUGUCAAAACCGUUCCUACCUGUUGUGGUCUUUCUGAGUUCUUUCCAACAGAAUUGCUCUAUUACUUUCCUUAGUCAAUAAGUGAAUGAAAGCUCAGAAUUGUUAUUUUCCAAGGGGUGCCUUGAGUGUAACGAGGCAAGCCUUGAGUCUCAAAAGGUUGGGAGUCACUGCCAUGUACACUAUUCUUACUGACUAUGCCAAAAUUUCAUUUGAAUAUUAUAGAUCCAAAGGCAUUUUCUUUACUUUGUUUCCUUUUAGUACAUGCUUAGAUCUCAUAGCUAUUCAAAAUACAAAAGCAAGCAACAUCCCCCCGCACCCCCCAAGAAUAGUAGUCUCAUAUGCUGUCUUGUCUUUCACAAUAGAUGUUUAAAGUUUAAAGAUGUCUACAGAAAGGGGUGCGUUUAACAUGUCGCUGUAUGGCAUGGUAUGGCAACAUAGUGAUCACAUGGGUCUACAUGUUAUCAGCAGCUAUGUCACUGUAGAGGCAUGCUCUCCCAAUAUAGCGUGCCGCUAUGGUGACAUGGUGGUGAAAGCUACUCAUGGGCUGCGCGCACGGCGCAGUAGGGGCUAUUACUGCACCACCCUUUAGUACUUCCACAAGGAAGCACUAAAGCAUGGCACCAUAGCAACAUCACUGUAUGGCAGCAUGUAGACAUGCCCAGAAAGUCGCAGGCAUUAAUGAUCUGUACGCUUAAUUUCCUCCCAUAUCAAACUGUUAGUAGUAAAAAAAGAUGGUAGUGACCCAAGUAUCACUUGGUGGAAAAUAUUAAUGAAGAUCAAGUUAGUUCUUUUUUUGAUUGUUAUUCAUUUGCUUGCAUGGUUGGGGAAAGCAAAAAAAUUAAAAUGAUUUGAAAGAUGGA
Alligator mississippiensis (American alligator) is the source of this 7482-nucleotide messenger RNA. RefSeq names its product interferon-induced very large GTPase 1. Lineage: Eukaryota; Metazoa; Chordata; Crocodylia; Alligatoridae. The record is from RefSeq and is a predicted model, not a curated record. Gene Ontology annotation, molecular function: GTP binding. The transcript is spliced from 8 exons. Gene Ontology annotation, biological process: regulation of apoptotic process. The coding region runs from base 464 to 6166 and encodes 1900 amino acids.